Messenger RNA from Frankliniella occidentalis (western flower thrips), 3871 nucleotides. Its product is annotated as restin homolog. The coding region runs from base 50 to 2713 and encodes 887 amino acids. Lineage: Eukaryota; Metazoa; Arthropoda; Insecta; Thysanoptera; Thripidae. The record is from RefSeq and is a predicted model, not a curated record. The transcript has 9 exons.
GGACCUGGUCGCCAGUUCCAGCGACUCGUCCAGCCAGCUGAGCGGCCUGAUGGAGGCCCUGCGCGCCAAGGAGGCCGAGCUGGACGCGGAGCGCGGCGCGGCCGAGGCGCGGCUGCAGGAGGCGCACAAGGAGGCGCUGGGCGCGCGCCAGGCCGCGGAACGCCUCGAGGAGGCGCUGCGCCAGCGCGAGCAGGAGCUGGAGCACGAGCGGGAGGACGCGCGCGCCGCGGCCCAGGCGGCGCAGGCCAAGGAGGCCAAGGCCCUGGAGGACGUCGCGCAGCUCGACAAGCAGCGGCGGGAGGCCGAGCAGGCCCGCGAGCAGCUGCAGCAGAGGCUGCAGGACGCCGAGCGGGAGGCGGCCGCGCGGCACGAGCAGCUGCAGGUGAAGCUGCAGGAGGCGGCGGCGCUGCAGGAGCAGCUGCAGCAGCGGCUGCAGGACGGCAAGCAGGAGGGCGCGAAGCUGCAUGAGCAGAUCGCGGCGCUCAACGAGCGGCUGUCGGGCAGCGAGAAGGACGCCAAGGUGGCGGAGGCCACCCUGCGGGACCGCGUGCGAGAGCUGCAGGAGGAGCAGCAGCAGCUGCAGCUCGACAUGGACCGGCAGCUGAAGGCCGCGGAGGAGCGGCUCCUGACGGAGCGGCAGCAGCUGCAGGGCGACGUGGAGCGGGUCGAGGGCGAGAGGGGUCAGCAGGCGCGCCGCGUGGAGGAGCUGGAGCUGUCCGUCCAGGAGCUUCAGGGCGCCAGGGACCAGCUGCAGGGUGAGAGGGAACAGCAAGUGAAGCGCGUCCAGGAUCUGGAGCUGUCCGUCCAGGAGCUGCAGGGCGCCAGGGAUCAGCUGCAGGGCGAGAAGGAACAGCAAGCGCGCCGCGUGGAGGAGCUGGAGCUGUCCGUGCAGGAGCUGCGAGGAAACCGAGAACAACUGCAGGGCGAUCAAGAACAGCAAAUGCGCCGCUUGGAGGAACUGCAGGUGAAGAAUAACCAGCUACAAGCUGACAAGGAGGAGACGCAGCGACUCUUGGAGCAGCUGACCGAGGCCAAGCUCAAUUUGGAGGAAGGGGAACAACAGCUGAAGUCUGAGAAGGACCAGCUGCAAGGUGACAGGGAGCUGCAGCUUCAGCGAGUGGAAGAGUUGACAAAGACCAACGCUGACCUCCUGCAAGCCAAGGAGAAGCUGGAAGAAGUGGGGAAGCAGCAGGUGCAACAGCUAAAGAACUCGGAGACGACCGAGCAGCAGCUGAAAACACAAGUGGCGCAGCUGCAGGCUGAGAAGCAGGUGCAAGAGCAUCGUGUCGAGGAGCUGGAGGCGGACCUGCGCAGCGCCAGGGGUGGCGCCGAGGAGCAGGUGGCUGCCCUGGCCGCCCAGGUGGACGAGACCCGCCGCCAGCUGCAGGAGGCCCAAACCACUGCAGAGCACGAGAAGCAGAGGUUACUCGCGGACGUCGCGGACGUGCAAGCCCGCCUGGACAAGGCCGCGGAGGCCGCGAGCAAGGACGGCGCGGCGGCAGAGGCGGCCCUGGGCGAGCGCGACGCCGCCCUCGCGGAGCUGCGGGACAGCCUCGCUGCCCAGGAGGUGCAGGCCGGCGAGCUGAGGGCGCAGGUGCAGACGCUCACCUCGCAGCUGCAGCAGGGCGAGGCGCUGCUCAAGGAGAGCCAGGCGAGCGGCGACGCUCAGGUGCAAGCCCUCAACGCGCAGCUGUCGGACCUCGGCUCACAGGUGCAGGCCCUCACUGCGCAGCUGCAGCAGAGCGAGGCGAAGCUGAAGGAGAGCCAGGCCAGUCAAGGGUCACAGGUGGAGGCGCUGACCUCGCAGGUGCAAAGUCUCACCUUGCAGCUGCAGGAGAGCGAGGCACAGCUCAAGGAGAGCAGGGUCUCUCAGGGCACGCAGGUGACUGAACUGCACACACAGAUUCAGACUCUCACCUCGCAGCUGGAGGUGGGUGGAGCUGAGCUGGUUCAACUGACGAAAACACACAAAGAUUUGGAGGCGACUCACACGCAAGUUCAGCUCAGUUUGGAAGCCGCGUCACAAAAACUGAGUGGUGCUCUAAAACAGCUGACAGAUGCUCAGUCUGAAGCUGACAGUGAGCGGACUCGAGCAGAAAAUUUGUUAACCCUAUUAGCAGCUGCAAAUGAUGCCAAGGAAGAUGCUCAGAGAAGACUGGAGACUCAACUAAAGCAACGUGAACAAGAACUACAGUGCACUAAAGAAAAGUCACAGUCCUUGCUGCAGACAAUUAAUAAGGAAAAAGAAAUAUUAGAAGAAAAGUUAACUUCAAUGAAAACAUCAGUUCUACAGUCUGAGACCAAUGCAAACAAUUCAGAUCCUGCUCACCAAAGACUUGUGGAAGAAAAGGAUGGUCUACAGGGACAGGUUGAUUUCCUAAAUUCUAUUAUUGUAGACAUGCAGCGCAAGAACGAUGAAUUAAAAGCUCGGGUAGAGCUUUUAGAAACUGGCAUUUCAAUGGCGGAUGUUGAUGAGCUUGAGCUAAACAACAUCAAACCAAGAAUGGUUGCUCCACGUCUCUUCUGUGAUAUUUGUGAUGAGUUUGAUCUACAUGACACAGAGGAUUGCCCUACUCAGUGCAAUGAUGUUGCACCAACAGCUGGUGCACGCAAGCUUCCUGGAGCUAAUGCUAAAGUUCGGAAGUACUGUGACAACUGUGAAUUAUUUGAUGAUCAUGAUACAGAAGAAUGUGAUGAUGGCGAAACUUUCUAGUGAUUUAUAAGGUCCUCUUAGCGGGCUGAUACUUUGUUUAAUUAGGUAUCUGUUUGAUAUAUCCUUGAAUGUUAGACUACUUCAAACAGCAAGUCAGAUUUCUUAUGUUCUUUGUUUGUAUCUGCAAGAAGGUGACAAAUUUUAUGGGAACUAUUUUCUAUCUACUAUAUUUUUCAUCUUUUUGGAUGCAUAGUCUUCCAAAUAUAUGUUCAGAUCCUUCCAGACCAUUUCUCUGAACGUUAGGUCCUGUUAAAUAUAUGUUGUUACUCUUGCCACUGUUCUAGAGUUUUGGAUAUUGUGUAUGAAACAUUUGUUAUAUAUGUGUACAGUAUUUAUUCCUGAGUAACGUUUUGAGUGCCGGCCACUGUUAUUAUUAUUAUUGACCACAAUUUGUUUAUGUUGAUGAAAUCCCGGGCAAUGUCUUACUUGUGAUCUAUUAUUUUAAGGAUUGUCCCCUGUGAUUGCCGCUUGGUCUAAUCUUCCAUGUUAAAUUUGUUAUUUUCUUAUCAGACUAGGAACUGAGGAGUUCAGUCUUGGUGGACAGAAACCACUUUGUGCUGUGAGUUCAAUUUUAAAUUAAGUACCUUUGCCUCUAUGUUCUAAAUUGUGUUGUCCAAUGAUAUGUCCGAUUGAUUAAAAGAAUCAAUUUUGUUACAAACCAUGUAACACUACAGUGUGGCCCAGAUGCAUUUUCUUAAUCCUUGAUCUGAUCAAUAGGAGAAAGGAGUCUCUUUUGUGUGAAUAUUUUGCAGGAGCAAGGCUUUGUGGCUUAUUGUUUUGGACAGGCUUCUAUUACUUGCAUUUGUGAUUGAGCUUUUAUGUGUAUUCCUUAGCUACACCUGUCUUUAACAGGAAAAAUUUUAAUUACACCAAUUUAUAUGAAUACUUGCAUUCUGAAAUGUCUGAUAAAUCUCAGUUAUGAACAGAUAUAUGUAUUUUUAUAAAAUUUGAUUAUCUGUGAAGCUGACUAGACAGACUCUUUUGUUUUACAAAAUUUGGAAAGUACUAUGAGACAUUAAUUUCUGAGCUCACUUUUUUGACAUGAUAGUAGAUCUACUCAUAACUGAUUACUUGCAAUUUCAAUGAACUCUUGGUAUCUUGGUAAUGAUCCUGUGAUAGCAAGUCAUGUAAUUGUUCAAUAAAUUGACUUACUUUUUA